Messenger RNA from Adineta ricciae, 525 nucleotides. Lineage: Eukaryota; Metazoa; Rotifera; Eurotatoria; Adinetida; Adinetidae. The record is from the annotation of a GenBank genome assembly.
AUGAGUAAUCUUAGUACUAGAACUCUUCGUGUCACCGUACCACAUGCGAUACGAUCGAAAUUAGUUGUUGGUGGUCAAGAUGCUCGACAUGAAAAAAUCAAAGCAGUUUUAGGAGAAUUAUUUCGACAGGAGAGAAUAGAAGGCUAUAUUCGACCAUAUGACGAGGCAAGACAAUAUGCUGAACGUUUGAUUGAAUUAGCAAAGAAAUACGGUGAUCGCCAUGUUGGUACAAUGCAGUUAAUGGAUUAUUGGCUUAUCGAUAAAGAUCUCAUUCAUAAAGUAUUCAAAGUGUUUGUUCCUCGAUAUGCCAACACUAUUGGUCCAUAUACUAACUCAUAUCGUUUACCCAUCGAAUACGGUAAAUUUCAACAACCAUUUAAACAACGUCAGAAUAUUGUCUUGGAAAUGAAGGAUAAUCCAUAUCCACGAAUUAUACCUGAUCCAAGAAAUUAUUCGAACAUUUUAAGCAAUGUACUUCUCAACGAAGCGCGAAAAGAAUAUCAAAAUGAGAAAAAGAAAACUUAG